GCCUCCUCGUCACUGCUGUGAGUGGGCAGCAGAAGUCGGAAACACAAGUUCGAGCGCAUCGUUUAUGAACCGUUAGUCGAACACCGUUACUCUGCUACCGAGCCAAAGCAAGGUAGCCAGACAGGAGAAAAAGAAAACAUGGCGAAAACGUACGAUUAUCUGUUCAAACUGCUGCUCAUCGGAGACAGCGGAGUGGGCAAGACGUGUCUGCUGUUUCGGUUCAGUGAGGACGCGUUCAACACCACCUUCAUCUCCACUAUAGGGAUUGACUUUAAAAUCAGAACAAUCGAGCUGGAUGGGAAGAAGAUCAAGCUUCAGAUCUGGGAUACAGCCGGACAGGAGAGGUUCAGGACCAUCACCACAGCGUAUUAUAGAGGAGCAAUGGGAAUUAUGCUGGUGUACGAUAUCACAAAUGAGAAAUCGUUUGACAACAUCAAGAACUGGAUCAGGAACAUUGAAGAGCAUGCUUCAUCAGAUGUGGAACGGAUGAUAUUGGGGAACAAAUGUGACAUGAAUGAUAAGAGGCAAGUUUCAAAAGAAAGAGGGGAAAAGCUAGCUAUUGAUUAUGGAAUCAAGUUCUUGGAAACCAGUGCAAAAUCUAGCACAAAUGUUGAAGAGGCCUUUGUCACUCUUGCUAGAGACAUCAUGACCAGAUUAAACAGAAAAAUGAAUGAGAAUAACCCUUCGGGAGGAGGAGGAGCAGUGAAAAUCACAGAGAGUCGAUCCAAGAAGCCGAGCUUCUUCCGUUGCACUCUGCUCUAACCCUGCAACUUCUGCAGCCUCAGUGUGUGAAUGAUUUUAUCUCUCUAUGUGUGUUUGGCGUGCGCGCGAGUGUUUGUGUGAGGGUUUACAGUACCACUGGACUUUCAGCUGUUAGCUGCUGCUGAGAGCUCUGGACUUUAGCCUGCCUCAUCUAUACUUACUGAAGGCCUGAAGAGAGUGUGCUAGAUAAAGACUAUUGCGCUGUUCCCAAAAUGUUCCUUUUAAGCCAAAAUAUCCACCUACCUACCCCUUAACCCCCUGGAUCAGUCCCAAUUUAGUGUAGCCUAAUUUGAAUUGUGAGAUCAUUUUUUUAUCUUUAAAAUAAUUAAUUCCAUAUAGUGAAUUUAUAGUCACUUUGAUUUGAAAUGGUUUAUUAAAGCACCAUUAAAUGAAGGAAAUAGUAUAUCGAGUAUAUCUAAUGCCUGCUAUUAUGCAGUUUUUUUUGCAAUAAAGAUUGUGUACCUGAA
Messenger RNA from Carassius auratus (goldfish), 1229 nucleotides. RefSeq names its product ras-related protein Rab-8B. The coding region runs from base 139 to 762 and encodes 207 amino acids. The record is from RefSeq and is a predicted model, not a curated record. The transcript is spliced from 8 exons. NCBI's taxonomy places the organism in Eukaryota, Metazoa, Chordata, Actinopteri, Cypriniformes, Cyprinidae. Gene Ontology annotation, molecular function: GTP binding; GTPase activity.